AUUACAUGGUCUGGCCUUCUUCGAUUACCUGUAGAUGAGUCAGCUGCACUCCCUUACCCACACGUUGCGCCAUCGAGUUACCGGACGGGUUCAUCAUUGACUCCCUCCUACUGUCCGCAAUUCUGCGGUAUCCUCCGCAAUGCACCAUCCUUGUACCUUGCUCCCCCACUCUUUCUUCUGAUAUCUACCGCCCUCCAAGGCAAGUAAAGGAUAUCAGCAGCAGGAGUUUCGGCCUCAACAAGCAACCUCUACGAACGUCGAAAACAAAUCAGCGUCAACCAGAAGCCCCGUCUAUCUGCCAGCCUGAUCUGAAACCCUUCUCUUACUAGAAACACCUACUGCGAAAGUGGACUCCGUCCUCGAGAUCUAGCAAGCUCGACCUCGACGUCCCAACUAUGGCCCCAUCACUAGCAUCUGUAUCCGACAUCUCGCACGACCACAUCGUCCUACUCCUCGACACCCCCGACUUUGAGAACCUCCCAGCCUGGCUAAGCGAUAACUUCCACAUCAUCGAGGGCGGCACUCACAAGGGUGGUUCCUCCCGCAACAAACUCAUCAUCUUCUCCGACGGCACCCUCAUCGAACUCCUAAACUGGAUCGCACCUCCAGUCGAAUUCCUCGAUUGGGCCAGCAAACCCGCAGGCCUAAUCGACUUUGCCUUAACAUCCCCUCAAUCCGCACACGACACUUAUGCCGCCGUCACUCAACGCCUCGAGGGCUCAGACGACGGUCUAGGCGUAACCUUCAGCCAACCCUCCGGCGGCGGCCGACAACGCAAAGACGGCCAACACUGCAAAUGGUUCGUCACAAAACCAUCAUACUCCGACGGCCCGAACGUGCCUAAAUCAACAGAGACAUUCUUCCCCACGACACGUCUCGACACCCCGUUCUUCUGCCACGACGAGACACCUCGAGAACUACGUGUGCCGUCCAACGACAAAACGCUAACAACACACCCUUGUGGCGCCAAGGGCAUUUUAUCCGUCGAAGUCGUUGUGCCGGAGUCGCAUAUCGAACAUUACGUGAAACUGUACAGCGCUGUGACUGGUGCGGAACCCAAAACGCACGGUGGAUUUCGGUAUAAGCCGAGCACGAGCGUGAGUUUCUUGCUCAGCGCGCCUAACCCGGAAGCUAUGAAAGGCCUUGAGGGUAGAGUGGGUAUUGAUAUCCACGCCCCGAGGGAUGCCGAAGACGAAACUUGGUUGAAGGAACGUGGUGUCGGGAUCAGAGAGGUCAGAAUAUUUGUUCCCGCCAAGGGUGAGAGUGAGGUAGAUGAACGACCUCUAGACAGUGAGGGAAUUGGUGCAAGUCUGGUUCUCGUCACGGAAUCCGUUGACCAAUGAUACUAAGGUCCCGAACGUCCCCCUUGCUUCGCUGGCAUAUAUUGUUCUUCAAGAAACUAUAGACAGCUAUCUUACAGCUCAGCGCUAUGUCUGCUAUCAUAUUCAGGACUGAA
Messenger RNA from Exophiala viscosa, 1456 nucleotides. RefSeq names its product glyoxalase-like domain-containing protein. The coding region runs from base 396 to 1343 and encodes 315 amino acids. The record is from RefSeq and is a predicted model, not a curated record. NCBI's taxonomy places the organism in Eukaryota, Fungi, Ascomycota, Eurotiomycetes, Chaetothyriales, Herpotrichiellaceae. The transcript has a single exon.